CCUCCGCCUUCGCCGAGCCCCGCGAGGCCGAAACGCUUUCUCCCGGCAUGCAGCGGGAGGAGGGAUUUAACACCAAGAUGGCGGACGGCCCGGAUGAGUACGACACCGAAACGGGCUGCGUGCCCCUUCUCCACCCCGAGGAAAUCAAACCACAAAGCCAUUAUAACCAUGGAUAUGGUGAACCUCUUGGGCGAAAAACUCAUAUUGAUGACUAUAGCACAUGGGACAUAGUCAAAGCUACACAGUAUGGGAUAUAUGAACGCUGCCGAGAAUUGGUGGAAGCAGGGUAUGAUGUGCGACAACCGGACAAAGAAAAUGUUACUCUUCUUCACUGGGCUGCCAUCAACAACAGAACAGAUUUAGUCAAAUACUAUAUUUCGAAAGGUGCUAUUGUGGAUCAACUUGGAGGAGACCUGAACUCAACUCCAUUGCACUGGGCCACAAGACAAGGCCAUUUAUCCAUGGUUGUACAACUAAUGAAAUACGGUGCAGACCCCUCAUUAAUUGAUGGGGAAGGAUGCAGCUGUAUCCAUUUGGCUGCUCAGUUUGGACAUACCUCAAUUGUUGCUUAUCUUAUAGCAAAAGGACAGGAUGUGGAUAUGAUGGAUCAGAAUGGAAUGACGCCUUUAAUGUGGGCAGCGUACAGAACACACAGUGUGGAUCCAACUAGAUUGCUUUUAACAUUCAAUGUUUCAGUUAACCUUGGUGACAAGUAUCACAAAAACACUGCUCUGCACUGGGCAGUUCUAGCAGGGAACACCACAGUCAUUAGUCUUCUUCUGGAAGCUGGAGGGAAUGUGGAUGCCCAGAAUGUCAAGGGUGAGUCAGCACUUGAUUUGGCAAAGCAAAGGAAAAACGUGUGGAUGAUCAACCAUUUGCAAGAGGCAAGGCAAGCGAAAGGGUAUGACAACCCAUCUUUCCUUAGAAAGCUGAAGGCUGAUAAGGAAUUUCGACAGAAAGUAAUGCUAGGAACUCCAUUCCUAGUUAUUUGGCUGGUUGGGUUUAUAGCAGACCUAAAUAUUGAUUCUUGGCUCAUUAAAGGGCUAAUGUAUGGUGGUGUUUGGGCUACAGUACAAUUUCUUUCCAAGUCCUUUUUUGAUCAUUCGAUGCACAGUGCAUUGCCUCUUGGGAUAUAUUUGGCAACCAAAUUCUGGAUGUACGUGACGUGGUUCUUCUGGUUUUGGAAUGAUCUCAACUUUUUAUUUAUUCACCUUCCCUUCCUUGCUAACAGUGUUGCACUUUUCUACAAUUUUGGAAAGUCUUGGAAAUCAGAUCCAGGGAUUAUUAAAGCUACAGAAGAACAAAAGAAAAAGACAAUAGUUGAACUUGCAGAGACUGGAAGUCUGGACCUCAGUAUAUUCUGCAGUACCUGCUUGAUUCGGAAGCCAGUGAGGUCCAAACACUGUGGUGUGUGCAACCGCUGCAUAGCAAAAUUUGAUCAUCAUUGCCCAUGGGUGGGUAAUUGUGUAGGUGCAGGCAAUCAUAGGUACUUUAUGGGAUACCUGUUCUUCUUGCUUUUCAUGAUCUGCUGGAUGAUCUAUGGCUGUGUUUCUUACUGGGGACUUCACUGUGAGACCACUUACACCAAGGAUGGAUUUUGGACAUACAUUACUCAGAUUGCCACAUGCUCCCCGUGGAUGUUUUGGAUGUUUCUGAACAGUGUGUUUCAUUUCAUGUGGGUGGCCGUGUUACUCAUGUGUCAGAUGUACCAGAUAACAUGUUUAGGAAUUACUACAAAUGAGAGAAUGAAUGCCAGGAGAUACAAGCACUUUAAAGUCACAACAACAUCUAUUGAAAGCCCAUUCAACCAUGGAUGUGUAAGGAAUAUUAUAGACUUCUUUGAAUUUCGAUGCUGUGGCCUCUUUCGCCCUGUUAUCGUGGACUGGACCAGGCAGUAUACUAUAGAAUAUGACCAAAUAUCAGGAUCUGGGUACCAGCUUGUGUAGCAGCGUCUUUAUCCUAUGAAACAAUAUUGCUGAGUGGUGCCUGAAGAUUGUGUCUGUUCGUGUCUCUCUCUCACUCGAAUCCACAUUCUUGGAACAAAUAGCAUGCUAUAUGUAGGGCUAACAGUGAAUUUUACAGUCCUUUUUUUCAAUACUUUUAUUAAUAAAAGGGACACUGCCACUUCCAGGGAGAAUAAAGAUCAUAAAAAUAAUUUUCAUGCUUCUUAAUGUAGGAAUUCAUAAUAUACUCUUCCGUUUUGUUCUCAUAACAUAUGUCAUGAAAACAUGAACUUGUUACUAGAGAUGGUAUACCAAGGAUAAAUGUUGUUAUAACUAAAACUGAAUUUGUGUUAUAUGGCUAAAUUGUAUUAUGCAAUACUUAAGAGUAUUGCAUCUAAUUCCAGGAGAAUUGUCUUAAAUCGGUGUCUAGUAUUAUGUACAUUUUAGAUGUACAUGUAAAUACUGUGAUGAAAAUCAUGUGGUUUUAUUAGAGAUCUACUGCACUGUGUUCUCAAAGGCACAGGGAAAUAAUGUUCACGGAAAUGUGCUCGCUGUUGUGUUGCCACCAGCUGUUGCAAUGCUGGGUUACUUCUAGCUCAGUGAGAUAAUUUCUAGUAGCCUUGCUCUGAGGUCUCCUGGUCUGAUAAUAAAGCACUUGCAUGAGUAUACUAAGUCAUAAUAUUUUGUUGAAAUUUAAAGCCCUACUAAGUGCAUGUCAUACUGCAUAUAAUGUAUACUAGCAGAUACUGUCCAGUGAAGCAUAAAUUAGGAAUAAUUUCAUGUGCAAAACAGCCCAAUUUUUUUUUAAGAGUUGAGGUGGAUUUUCAACAAGAAGCAAAACAAAUAAGUAAUGCAAAAUUCUUAUUAAUAGAAAUAAGUGAAUUCUUUUUAAAUUCUGAACUGAAAAAUAAAUUGUAGGCAAAAUAAUGGAAUUUAAGCUAAAGAUGGAGCAUGAUCUCUGUACAUAGCACAUGUGAAUACAUGAAAAGCUAAUGGACUAUUCUUUUUUUUUCUUU
Molecule: messenger RNA, 2959 nt
Organism: Phodopus roborovskii (desert hamster)
Lineage: Eukaryota; Metazoa; Chordata; Mammalia; Rodentia; Cricetidae
Gene: Zdhhc17
Product: zinc finger DHHC-type palmitoyltransferase 17
Exons: 17
Coding region: 48-1946 (632 amino acids)
Biological process (GO): protein palmitoylation
Cellular component (GO): Golgi membrane
Molecular function (GO): palmitoyltransferase activity; protein binding
Source: RefSeq, a predicted model, not a curated record